AUGUGCCGGAGGCGCGGCUUUAUCCCUGGCUUGUACUGCUUGUAUAGUGUCAGGCCAAAGACUGCUUUUAAAAGAGGAUUUCCUGCUUUUGUCAAGAUUAGCAAUAUUGGCAAGACAAACCACAUAGAUCUCUUGGAGCUGUCGGUGAAGACAUCGCGCAAGGCCAACUGCGACAAAAACUCUGUGUGUGAGACCGCGAAUGAAAUGGGCGUCACAUGCGUGACCUCGACUCUCGAUUCCCUCGACCACGGACGAUCAGUAGAUGACUUUGAUUGA
This is a messenger RNA of Plenodomus lingam JN3, 276 nucleotides long. Lineage: Eukaryota; Fungi; Ascomycota; Dothideomycetes; Pleosporales; Leptosphaeriaceae. The record is from RefSeq and is a predicted model, not a curated record.